AUGGCUACUUCAAAGAAGGUAAUAACAAGGGAGGAGUGGGAGAAAAGACUUAAUGAUGUAAAGAUUAGGAAAGAAGAUAUGAAUAAAUUGGUGAUGAACUUUCUUGUCACAGAGGGUUAUGUUGACGCAGCGGAGAAGUUCAGAAUGGAAUCGGGGACAGAACACAUAGAUCUUGCAACUAUCACAGAUCGUAUGGCAGUUAAGAAGGCAGUCCAGUGUGGGAAUGUUGAGGAUGCAAUCGAAAAAGUUAAUGAUUUGAACCCCGAGAUAUUGGAUACAAAUCCCCAACUCUUUUUCCAUCUCCAACAGCAAAAGUUGAUAGAAUUGAUUAGGAAUGGUAAGGUGGAAGAGGCUUUGGAGUUCGCCCAGGAGGAGCUUGCUCCAAGGGGAGAGGAAAAUCAAAGCUUUUUAGAAGAAUUAGAAAGGACAGUUGCACUACUGGCUUUUGAAGAUGUUGCCAACUGCCCUGUUGGAGGGCUUCUGGACAUAUCACAGCGCCUAAAGACAGCCAGUGAGGUGAAUGCAGCCAUUCUUACUAGCCAAAGUCAUGAAAAAGAUCCAAAACUUCCGAGCUUAUUAAAGAUGCUUAUAUGGGCCCAAAGCCAACUUGAUGAGAAAGCUGCUUAUCCUCGCAUAAGUGAUUUAUCUACUGCCAUUCUUGAAGAUCCUGCUGUCUGA
Messenger RNA from Ilex paraguariensis (yerba mate), 678 nucleotides. Lineage: Eukaryota; Viridiplantae; Streptophyta; Magnoliopsida; Aquifoliales; Aquifoliaceae. The record is from the annotation of a GenBank genome assembly.